AUGUCAACAGCAUCAGGGCCACAAGAUGCAGAUGUGUCCCUUUACCUGCAUGCCGAGCUUCUCCCCAACAUCCGCCAAAUCACCCUCUACGUUUCGCUUCCCCAAAUCCCUGCUUUAGAAGCGAUCCGACCGGAGAUCCAGCUGUCAGAAUCAUGCAAAUUUGUCACCGUCUCACUUUCCAAGCCAUUUGAUCAUGUGGCAGAAACUAUUAAGCUACCAGCUCGCGUCACGGACGCGACGAGGCGGACCUUGAAUAUCAACACGGCUGUCUCUAGCCCAGGAAAACCCACCAGUGGCGGGUAUGACUACUCAGUCAGAAUGCAUAUUGACCCUAGUGACCCGGUACUCGCACCCCGGGAUGAACUAAUCGAUGACUAUGUACCCUGGACCGCAGCAGAUAUGUCAUCUUUGACACGAAUUCGAUGUCGUGGAUGCGGCACGCCCUUCUUGAAAGAGCCAGGCCCCGAUCACGCAGUCGGGAAGAGUGACCAGUCUCUUCAACCGGGAUGGCUCUGGAAGGACCUCCCGAGUGGAAAUUGGGCAGAAAUGAUGGACUUUUGGCACUGCCACAAGCCUGAUCCCCAUGAAGACGAUCCCAAAUCCGAAGCCGCGGCGGCUCUAAAGCUGGAAGACCAAAACGCCCAGAUCAAGGGAUUUGGAGCUUCCAGCCGUGUAGAAGCCAUCUCAGGGACUGUCCUGAUCGAUGUGGCCACGUUCUUGCUCUCGGAAGCAGAUUGCGUGGGACUGAAAAAGGGUAACACGGAAGAGGCACAAGCUUCUACCGCUGAAGGCUCACUGGAGAGAACUUUGGAAUGCACAAAGUGCAAAGCGAUUAUCGGCAUGGAAGACCCAUCAGCAAGGGGCUGGCGACUCCUCAAAGCGAACGCUUCGUUGAACGCCAACGUCCCUAGUUCUGGGUUAGACCAGGAACAAUGGCAGAGCCAUCCCACACAAAUGAUCGUCGCGGCACAACUGCUCGAGCUAAUUGAAAGAGAAAGUGCCCGGCGUUUUGUGGUUCACUGUGGACAAAAGAGCGGGUUACUGCUUUGGGUCUUCAACCCAGAUCUUCGAUACUCUAACUCUAGCUCGGGCCAUAGUGUCAACGCCCAACAAGCCAUGAAGGUAUUUUUCCAGAAAACGCUUGAAAUCGACAAAUUGCUUGCUCCUGAGAUUGGGAAUCCUUCGCCUUUGUCUGUGGAAGAGCUAGAAUUGCCUUCGAUGGUGUACGAAGCUUUAUCUGAAGCCCUUCAGGGUAGUAAUCAGAUGCUACCUCUGACGGCAAGAAAUUUCAAUGAAUGGCAAGUUGGACUGCUCAGUCGAUUCAGUCGAGUUCAAGCAACUUGA
Penicillium cataractarum is the source of this 1344-nucleotide messenger RNA. RefSeq names its product HECT-type E3 ubiquitin transferase. Gene Ontology annotation, cellular component: cytosol; nucleus; ubiquitin ligase complex. Gene Ontology annotation, biological process: protein monoubiquitination; protein polyubiquitination; protein autoubiquitination. Gene Ontology annotation, molecular function: ubiquitin conjugating enzyme binding; ubiquitin protein ligase activity; cyclin binding. The transcript has 3 exons. Bases 1 to 1344 code for a protein of 447 amino acids. NCBI's taxonomy places the organism in Eukaryota, Fungi, Ascomycota, Eurotiomycetes, Eurotiales, Aspergillaceae. The record is from RefSeq and is a predicted model, not a curated record.